Messenger RNA from Penicillium paradoxum, 2835 nucleotides. Its product is annotated as putative PHD finger domain protein. Gene Ontology annotation, biological process: regulation of transcription by RNA polymerase II. The coding region runs from base 1 to 2835 and encodes 944 amino acids. Lineage: Eukaryota; Fungi; Ascomycota; Eurotiomycetes; Eurotiales; Aspergillaceae. The record is from RefSeq and is a predicted model, not a curated record. The transcript is spliced from 5 exons. Gene Ontology annotation, cellular component: Rpd3S complex.
AUGGACACUGUUCGCCGGAUCUCCAAGCGUCUUCUUGAGAAAAAAAAUGCCAAAAAUGCCAAAAAAAACACAGAUGAAUCGAAUGAAUCGAAUGCUCAGUCCCUUCCGCCUGCCCCUACGGGGUCCACUCAGUCCGCAGGCCGCCAGGCCUCCUCUCAACCCGAGAAACGACGGAAGCUUCAGAAGAAGCCCCCGGGCCCUUCGAAGCCCACCUCUCAGUAUCCGACAAUGAGACCGAUUGGGGAAUACCCAUCGGUCGCGGAAUACCGGAGUGCGGGUGUACCUCCUCUGACUCCCCAGCAGAUAGAAGAGCGCGUCGCGACCGUAACUGCCGGCAUCCCGCGCCCUGAAAUCGAGCGCGUUGCUCCAGCUAGCGAGAAUGAGAACCUGCCCGCCACCAAGGACCAUGCUGAGGAUAUUGCCCAAGAAGCGGUCGCCACUGCGAUCUCGACAGUUGAAACGCCCGCCGAUGAGGCCAUUCGCAGCAUUACUCCGGUCGACGCAGCCACUCGCACCUCUACCCCACCGAUUAAUGAGACUGUUCCUGAUAUUGGCGGCUCGAAGGACACCAACAAGUAUCUCGCCGUGCUCAAGGCCCUUCCUCUUCCCACCUCCGAAAAAUACAACAUUAUCAGACUCCGAACCGUCAUCAAGUUUGCCAUCAUUCAUGCAAUGGAGUCCGGCAAUGAGAAAUCUGCUCUGACUCUUCUUUACUUCUGGUACAAUGCUAUGAGCGAUGAAUUCCAGCUAUCUCUGAUCGCCAACAUCUCCCAAGGAGACGGAGGCGACGACCAACUCCGACUGACCCUCAUGACCGCCCUCGCUAACUCUUACCAUGACGCCCGUCAAUGGUUUCUGACACACACCCGUGCUGGUCCACCUGAUCCUCCCUCUGGCAGCGAGGCUAGCCUGACAUCUGCCAAGACAGCUGGCGCGGAGCCCAGUUUCAAGGUCUCUGACAUUUAUCGCGACACAAGUGGUCCUCGAGUAGAGGAGCAGUUCCUGAGCGGCAAAUCAAACACUGCUCCGCUCAAGAGGCCCAAGAAGCCACAUCCAGCUAACGAGGCUGCUUACAAACGCAAACGCCAGUGGGAAAUGGAUCCUGACCACGAGGAAAAAAUGGAUGAAAAACGUGCUCGCCUUGCGGAAGAGUAUCACGUUCCAGAGACGAACCCUCCCACCAGUGCAGUCAGAGAAGAGAUCGGACCGCCAGAUGGCAUUACACAUCCUUACAGCAUCGAAAACGUUCUCAACAACGACCCAAUCGAACGUACGCGCUCAUUGCCCCCUUCCGGAUCUAUCUUCGAUGUGCCGAUCCCCAAGAGCUUAGAGCCUGGCCCUGCAUCUGUUUGCUCUACUUCUGUCUCUAGCAUCGCUCGCAGGACUGGCAAACCCGUCUCACAACGUCAAAAAGCCAAGAACAAGCACCCUGACUCCACCCAGCGUGCACGGUCGCUCUCUGUUGACACGACUGUCUCGAGCCUUUCUUCGCUCUCUAACUCUGUUUACUCGGUCCGAUUCAACGAAUGGUCUGGUGACCACGAACCACGCCAAAUGCCAAAUUCUAUUGAACCUCCCAACAACAGCGACGAUUGCCACCAGUGUGGGAAAGGUGGCAGUUUGCUCUGCUGUGAUACAUGUGACAAUUCAUACCACUUCACAUGUUUGGACCCUCCCUUGGAUCCCAAGAAUCCUCCACAGGGAGAAUGGCACUGCCCCAAGUGCUCCAUCCGCAACAGCUUCUCGACCCUGAUUGCACACUCCAACCACUACAAGAAGACCGAGUUCCAGCUUCCCGAAGAUAUCAAAACUCACUUCGCCGGAGUGGAUGAAGGAGUUGUUUUCGAUGAGGACUAUGCGCGCAAUCCGAAGCACCAACGCUAUUACAAGAGCGCGCCCCACUUGCCGCGGAUGACUAAACCACCCAGGCAGUCGGACAAGGAAGCCGCCAUAGCUACCUCUUACACGAACCCGAAUCUUUACAAAGACGUUGACAGCACCGGAGCCACAAUCCGCUGCUCCAGGUGUGGCACUACAAGCCUCGUUCCCCCUAACCCGAAGACUGGGUGGAUGUGUCCCAACCAUGUUACUCCCGACGAUAUGAUUGCCACCAAGGAUUUUGAAGGACUCGAGCGUACGCGCCGUGUCCGUCGCACCAAGAACAUGGAACUCAUUGACUGUGACAUCAUGCUUCCUGAUGACCCCAACCAGAGUUUGUUCAACGACGACUGGAAAGAAAAAAGAUCCCGUUUCCCUGCAGGCGACGUUGUUUUGAACUUCAUCGGUGCGGUCAAAGAUGACCAUUACGAGCGUGAGAUCCAAUUCGCCGAGCGCGUUGAGCGCAAAUGCUUGGACUUGACCAAAAAACUUACCAACGAAUAUCUCUCCCGUGUCGACACCAUUGGAGCCACCAACCUCAUCUCAUCCAAUGCUCUUCCUGCCGAAUUGAAGCAGACUGUGUCCGACGCUGUGCACAGCACCAUCCGGGGCAUCUCUGCCCAAGAAUUUGACGCUGUUUCUGCUCUCCUCGGGAUGGCUGGCCCCCAGCCCCUUGCUGUUGGCGACGGUCACAUCGCCGAAGCUGCCGGGCCAGCCUUGCCCCCUGCUCCCCAGACUCUGGCUCGCAUUGAUGAAGAGUCUACCUUGGGAUCCUCUCACCUCGCCACCUCGCCCCCUCCCAAGGCCCCCUCCACCGCCUCCGAAGAGGCCCACCCUUCGGGGUCCGAGCUGCUCCCUCGGAUUCCCGUGUUCAAUCGCAACAAGCGAUCCCGUGCCGAUGACCAAGAAUCGGCAGAGGAGCCGGCGCAGAAGCGCCAACACACCAAGCUGAAGUGA